CUGACUGCUACAUGGAGCAAUGAGAGCCGUGUCCUCGUCGCUACCGCUGCGAUCAGCGGUCACCAGUUUGAUUCGGCCGCCCGCUGCCUGGACAUGUCGAGAAUGUCUCCUCUCUGCCUCCCGAUCCCGACCUCGAGCCAGCAUCGUCACAAGCAUACGAGAGCAGGUCGCACAGCCAGGUAUCGCGAGCUUCUCCACGAGUCGGCGUGUAGCUGCCCAGGCCAGCGGGCGAGCAUGGCGCGAGAGGAUACAGGACCGCAUAUACGACCCCAAAGAGAGGCGCAGAGUGGCCAUCGCAGCCACAGUCAUUUUCCUUACAGGAUCGGCGGCAUUAGCAUUCAGCGAACAAGCGCGACAUGUCUACAUUGGGGCGGAGAGAUGCGGCAGAGUGGCCAUAUGCUUGGUCCUCUGCAUACGGGAUUACCGCAACAUCUUGAAGCGUGAGGACUGGGACGAUCCAGAGUUUCAGAAGGAUAUAUCUGCUUGUCACAAAAGAUGUGCGCUACGGACAUUGAAGGCUAUGGAGAAGAAUGGCUCAAUAUUCAUCAAGCUCGGGCAGCACUUGACUUCGUUGAAUUACCUCCUGCCUCACGAAUGGUGUGAUACGUUCAUCCCGCUGCAAGACAAGUGCCCAGUGUCAAGUUAUGGCAGCAUUGAAGAUAUGGUGUACCAGGACACUGGUCGAAAGCUCGAGGACUAUUUCUCCGAGUUCGCCGCGGAGCCGGUGGGAGCAGCCUCACUGGCACAGGUCCACAUUGCGAGAUUAAAGGAUACAGGAGAGAAGGUGGCAGUCAAGGUGCAACAUCCCUCAUUGGACGAGUGGGCGUCUCUGGACAUGUGGCUGACGACAAAUACAUUUCGAACGCUGCGCUACUGGUUUCCCGAGUACGAUCUGACCUGGCUCAGUGAUGAGAUGGAGGUCUCACUGCCUCAAGAGCUGGACUUUCGGCAAGAAGGAAAGAAUGCCAUGAGGACGAAAGAGUACUUCUCCAAGAUCAAAAACACGCCAUUGAUAGUGCCCGAAGUACGGUGGGCAGAGCGUAGAGUGCUGGUCAUGGAGUAUAUCACAGGACAUCGACCGGACGAUCUCGCGUAUCUGGACGCCAAUGGCAUCAGUCGUGAUGAGGUAGCGGCUGCGUUAGCGAAGAUAUUCAAUGAGAUGAUCUUUGGCAAAGACGCGCCUCUGCAUUGUGAUCCUCACGGGGGUAACAUGGCCAUUCGUCUCAACCCCAACAAGAGGAAGCCGUACAACUUUGAUAUCAUUCUAUACGACCAUGGAUUGUACAGAGACAUACCGGACCACUUAAGGAAAGCAUAUGCGCAUAUGUGGCUAGCAGUAUUGGACACCGACAUUCCCAACAUGCGCAAAUACGCGUAUGAAAUCGCGGGCAUUGGCGACGACGACUUUCCGAUUUUCGCCUCCGCCGUGACAGGUCGCGAUUAUGGCGUAGUCGAACGAGGCGUGGCAGUGGAGCAGCGCAACGACGAAGAAAAGCGCAGUCUGACCGAACAAAUGGGUCAAGACUUGGUCGAAAAGAUCGUCGGACUACUUGGGAAAGUCCCACGCGUCAUCCUUCUCAUCCUCAAAACAAACGAUUUGACACGGAGUCUCGACGAAAAUCUCCACACGACACAAGGUCCCAUGCGAUCCUUCAUGAUCCUCGCACGAUACGCAGCGCGUUGUGUCUGGGAAGAACAAUGCGAGAGUGUCCAAGGCAGUGUCCUGUGGCCCUCCAAUUUGGUACGACUGAGCGGAGCUCUGUUCGAGUAUACCAAAGUGGCGCUCAAAUUGCGAUUGUACGAGUAUUACCUCUUUGUGCGAGGCACGCUCGGAUUGCAGAAUCCUGUCAGUCCUGUCGGCAUGCAAAGAAGCUAAGAUAAGGUAUGGGUAGGUAGGUAGGUAAUUUCCCCCGAGAGGAAAAAGAAAAGGGAAUUUUGUAGAUACAAAGGCUAGAGCUAUCAGGUAUGCAUACGUACCUACAUGCAUGGAUGGAUGGGUGGAUGGGUGGAUGGAUGGAUGGAUCAACUGUACAUGCACAAGGUACUCCUUC
Molecule: messenger RNA, 2051 nt
Organism: Sphaerulina musiva SO2202
Lineage: Eukaryota; Fungi; Ascomycota; Dothideomycetes; Mycosphaerellales; Mycosphaerellaceae
Product: ubiquinone biosynthesis protein
Exons: 1
Coding region: 20-1876 (618 amino acids)
Biological process (GO): mitochondrion organization; lipid homeostasis
Cellular component (GO): mitochondrial inner membrane
Source: RefSeq, a predicted model, not a curated record